This is a messenger RNA of Phymastichus coffea, 1648 nucleotides long. RefSeq lists its product as uncharacterized. Lineage: Eukaryota; Metazoa; Arthropoda; Insecta; Hymenoptera; Eulophidae. Gene Ontology annotation, biological process: N-glycan processing. The record is from RefSeq and is a predicted model, not a curated record. The transcript has 4 exons. The coding region runs from base 273 to 905 and encodes 210 amino acids. Gene Ontology annotation, cellular component: glucosidase II complex.
GUUGGAUAACAUCCUAUAUACCAUUCAUGCAUUUUUCCUCAUGAAAAUACCGCCCUAAUUGAAACAUUGCCAUUGAAACAGAGAUAAAUUGUCAUCUCUACUCUCUACAAUGAAAUCGUUGUUCGUUCGUAAUUGCCUAUUGCCGUCUCGCCUUCUCAUGUGCUGUACCUAAGUGUAUUGUUAAAAACUAAAAUUAUUUCAAAUUUUGUAUCAUAUUCAUUGAUUUAGUUGUGUUAAUUAUAAAAAAAUAUAAUUCAUACGAAUGAAGAAGUAUGUUUGUGACAAAUAUAAAUUCAUGGCUGAACAAAAUAUUUUGGAAAAGAUGGAAAUAUCUACUAUCAAUUGCUGCAAUUAUAUUUGUUUUCUUACAAAUCGGUAACAUGAGCAUUUUAGGAUUUGUUAACGAAUCUCCUAAUUCUAAUACUAGACUUAGCAAGCAUUUGCAGCAUGUAUCUAUUAAAAAGGUUCUAUCAAAAUGGACUGAACCUCAACAUUCCAAAAUUAUCAAAGAUCCUGAAGGCCAUGCAAUAUCUCUACGAGGAACUCACGAUAAAGAUAUUAUUAAAUAUUCUCCUAAUUCUGAAGGAAAAUUCACUUGUUUUAGUACCAAGGAAGAAAUUGAUUUUAUUAGAGUCAAUGAUGACUACUGCGAUUGUGUAUUAGAUGGUAGUGAUGAACCAGGAACUAAUGCUUGCAAUAAUGGAAUAUUCUAUUGUGAAAAAACAAUACAUAAGUUUCCAGCAAGUAUUUCAUCUUAUAAAGUUAAUGAUGGUAUAUGCGAUUGCUGUGAUGGAAGUGAUGAAUGGCAAGAAAUAUCUGUAUUAGAUUCAAGUGAUGUUUCAGAAAAUCAUCCACUACAAUAUCGCCUUACACAAUGUCAGAACCACUGUAAAAAUGUAAUUUAGGAUUAUAUAAAAUUUAUAUUACAUUUUUAUAUAUCCACAUGACAAGUCAGAGGAUAAACCUCAAUGGAUAAGACUGAAAAUACAACAUUAGAUUAUAUUUCAGAAAUACAAGAUUAUAUUUCAAAAUAUUUCUUUAUAAGAACAAUAGGUAUAAAGAAAGUAUGUUGGAAUUUUUUAAUUGAAAGAAGAUAUGUAAUACGUAUUCAAUACGUUAAAAAGGCUUUGUUUUCCAAUGCUUGGUACUGUUUCUCUAUUUUAAAAUUAUAAUAUAUUAUAAUGAUAGUUAUUUGUAUUCUAAUUUAUUCUUUCGUGAAUUCAAAACAAAUAUUUUUAAAUAUUUUUAAAUUAUUUAUUGUAAACAGCAUCAUUAAUUUCUUUACUUGUUCACGUCUGUACUCUCAUAUAUCGAUUGCAUUUUAUAAUCACUUGCUUCUAAUUAAAAAAGUUAAUGUGAAUCAUAAAAAAUAUUUCAUCAUUGAUGAAGAAUAUUCAAAAAAUGUUUAGACUAUUUCUGUACAUUAAAAAUUCAUCGAUUAGCAUUAAAUAAUCUAGCAAAUUUUAAAAAGUAGAAAAAUACGCUCAUGUCGUCAACUGUUGAAAAAAUAAAAAAUGCUGUAUACAUAAAAAACAUAGUAAUAAAUAAAUUAUGAAUAUAGAUCUACUAUAUUUUUAAAUAAAAUGGUAAGAUUAUGAGUGUUUAAAAAAACGUACAUAAGUAUUUUAUCGGACAUAUAAAAAUUGAA